AUGGAUGUCGCCGCCGGCCCCGAGUCCCUGGAACGCUGCUUCGGCCGGGGCCCGCCGGACCGCGCCGAGAUGCUGGACGGCAUCAAAAUGGAAGAUCACCCGCUGCGCUCGGGCGCUGCCACCUUGGGCGUGUUGCUGGGGUCAGAGUGUCAGAACCAGGCGGUUUGCGAGGGCUGCCAGCGGCCGAUCUCAGACCGUUUUCUGAUGCGAGUGAACGAAUCUUCCUGGCACGAAGAGUGUUUGCAGUGUGCAGUGUGUCAACAAGCCCUCACCACCAGCUGCUACUUCCGGGAUCGAAAACUGUACUGCAAACAGGACUACCAACAGCUAUUUGCUGCUAAGUGCAGUGGCUGCAUGGAAAAGAUCGCCCCAACAGAAUUUGUGAUGAGAGCCUUGGAAUGUGUUUACCACUUAAGCUGCUUCAGUUGCUGUGUCUGUGAACGACAGCUGAGGAAAGGAGAUGAAUUUGUUCUGAAGGAAGGACAAUUGCUCUGCAAAAGUGACUAUGAAAAAGAAAAAGACUUGCUGAGCUCAGUGAGCCCCGAUGACUCAGACUCAGUUAAAAGUGAUGAUGAGGAUGGAGAUGUUAAACCAACCAAAGGACAAGCAAACCAAGGAAAAGGGAGUGAUGAUGGAAAAGACCCAAGGAGACCCAAACGACCAAGGACAAUACUUACAACGCAGCAGAGAAGAGCAUUCAAAGCAUCCUUUGAAGUGUCUUCAAAGCCAUGUAGGAAGGUCAGAGAAACACUAGCAGCUGAAACAGGACUCAGUGUGCGAGUUGUCCAGGUCUGGUUUCAGAACCAAAGAGCAAAGAUGAAGAAACUAGCACGGAGGCAUCAGCAGCAGCAGGAGCAGCAAAAUUCUCAGCGACUAGGGCAAGAAGUAAUGUCCAACCGAAUGGAAGGAAUGAUGACAUCUUACACACCACUUGCACCACCACAGCAGCAGAUUGUAGCAAUGGAUCAAAGCAGUUAUGGCACGGACCCAUUCCAGCAAGGUCUUACCCCUCCACAGAUGCCAGGAGACCACAUGAACCCCUAUGGAAACGACUCCAUUUUUCAUGAUAUCGACAGUGAUACCUCUUUGACUAGCUUGAGCGACUGUUUCCUUGCCUCCUCAGAAGUUAACUCCAUGCAGGCUAGAGUAGGAAACCCCAUUGACAGGCUGUACUCUAUGCAGAGCUCAUAUUUCGCCUCAUGAAAAUAAUAAUAAUAAAGAAAACAAAUAGCUGGUGUAUCUUUAGCAAGUGACUUUUUGCAGAGCAGACUCUACAGCCAUAUGUUGCCCAGCUCUUCCUUCACAGUGACUCCUGCCGCCUCUGGACUGCCACGAGCAUUUUUAGGAGGACCAUAUAUUACAUCAAUCAAUCAACCCACCAACCCCCUCCCCCACUCACACAUAGACAUCCUCAGUUAUCCAGCUUGGACCAGGCCACGAGAAAAGCAUGGGACGAAUGGAACACCCAGCUCUCCAGCAGCCCUGGGUUUGGUUUGAGCUCCGCAUUGUAAAGGAAAUGACUGUGUGAAAAGCUAGACCUUUUUCCUUCUUUCUUUCUUCCUUUCGUUUGGAUAUUUAAACUUUUUUUUAAAAGCCACUGAGACUGACAUCAGUCGACCAUAUGACGAAUAAAUCAGAGAAACUGGAGACUCCUCCCCUUUCUUAUUGCAUGACUCAUGCUAUGUUGUGGAUAAAUUGCCAUUUGAACUGUGAGACGUUAAUGUAAAUGUGACGUUCAACAUUUGUUUCCUUUCUACACUUUUUCUACAUAACCCUCAAUCUGCUGCUUAGUUUAUAGCCCUUAUACUGUAUGAUACUUAGAAAAACUGGUUAACAAGAAGCCUUGUGGCGAAGCCAGUGAUUUCAUAAUUGAAAAAGGUCUAUGACCCUGGAGAGAAGCUGCAUGUUAGGGACAGAUGCAUUUAGAUUAGUAUUAAUCUUGAAUAAUUAAAACAAAAGGUGCUUACACGACACAGAGCUUUAUUUAAUUUUUAAUGUGUGAGAAUAAACAUUUACUUUUAUUUGUAAGUAAUUUAGUGCCAACUUUCAAGCCUAGACUGUGAUUGGCAACCACGUGUUGUUCAUUCUGUUCUGUUUAUUUAGGUUUUGCAUGAGACAUAAAUGUGCUACACUCCAUUGUCCAUCUGGAACAAUUAAGACCUCCUUUAAUUAAUUUUCUUCCUUUGUCAAGGAAAGCGCAGGAUCUAAACUCCUAGCCCAGACCCUGAGACGUGUCCUUGACAUGUGCACGAAGUGACAAAGAACCCAGAGAGCAUGAGGCUCUGGCACGAGCCUGAGUCUGAUCUCACUGAUGCAAGUUUCACACAUUGAUGUGACUCUGUUGCCUCCAGUGGUUACUCCAGACCUACACUAGCGAAAUGGGAGGAGACCCGGGCUCAUUAUGCAGAGAUAAAGAGGACUGUCUCAACAGCCCUUGCUGAAGUUUGAGCAGCCAUUAUAGAUUUUUGUAGGACAUAAAACAUGAUAAAUAAUAAUAUUGUAGUUAUAAAUAUUGCCUGCAGACAAUAAUUAUCAGGUGGAGAGCCAGACAAAUAUGGCCAUGUCUCGUAACGGAGAAGACUUAGUGAGGAACAAUUUGGCAAGGUAAUAGAAGAAUGAUAGGGUGUGUUCAAAAACGAAUAAAGAUGGGUGAGGAGGGAAAAGUUAGGUAUGUCAGGCCCAUGCUUAAAUAAAUGUGUUCAAAACACUGACCAUACCAGUGAAAACCAAGUUCAACGUGCUGGUUAACUUAACUCCUGGCGUGUGACGCAUGGUGCAGGCUCAGGGGCUGCAGUCACACAUAAGAUGCAGUGCACUAUGCAAAAAUUCUUAAGCACUCAGAGGAGUCUGGCAUAUAGCCAUGAGGCCCUCCAUGCCACUUUGAUGGGCCACAGGCAGCCAAAAAUGUAACAGACUCCACAGCCUCGUUACAUUCGGGGCAGCGUAUGUAUGUUCCAGUUUCCUGGGAUAGUAGCACUGCCUGCUCAGGAUAGGGCCCAGCUGUCAUGGGAGCUGCCCAUGAAAAGUUAAGCACCCUUUUCUAACCAGAAAGGGCUACUUCUUGCUUCCCAAAGGGGUGAAUACCAAGUAGGGCAAGAAAGAGCCGAGUCAGCCAAAAAAGGACCUGCAUUGCUCUGUGGCAAAUGGUAUAACUCAUCUGGGACAGAGAUUUAAAACAAAAGAGGGCAAGAGAGCACUUUUUACAUCACAGGUGAUUAUUAACUCUCCCCACUUCACUAAACAUGGGGAAAACAGAGCCACAUCCCAUCCAGGGGUGGCAAAGCAAACAAAGGUGUUCAUUCCAAACAAGCAUGGGUGGAGCUCAGAAACCAUUUUACGCCUUUCUUAAAACCCAGCUUCCAUGGCCAGGAGAAACACAAGCAUUUGCACCUUGGUGAGGUGAGGAAAGGCUCCAUUGGGAAAGGAAGUCUUCAUAUCAUGCAGGAGAGAUGGCACGGCUGGAGGUCUCCCCUCCGCUCUGCUGCCCACAGCACAGUGUCCCAAGUCAGGCAGAAGGGCCCUCUCGCUUAAACACACAGACACACCCCCGGGUUGCUCCAUUCUUUCUAGUCCACUCCAGCCCUGGAUGUUCUGGGCUAACAAAGCUCAAACCAUCUCCUUGC
This is a messenger RNA of Trachemys scripta elegans, 3623 nucleotides long. RefSeq names its product LIM homeobox transcription factor 1 beta (gene LMX1B). The transcript is spliced from 8 exons. The record is from RefSeq and is a predicted model, not a curated record. Gene Ontology annotation, cellular component: nucleus. Bases 1 to 1203 code for a protein of 400 amino acids. Gene Ontology annotation, molecular function: RNA polymerase II transcription regulatory region sequence-specific DNA binding; DNA-binding transcription factor activity, RNA polymerase II-specific. NCBI's taxonomy places the organism in Eukaryota, Metazoa, Chordata, Testudines, Emydidae. Gene Ontology annotation, biological process: regulation of transcription by RNA polymerase II; neuron differentiation.